AUGUAUUAUAGGUGGCAUGCUGUUGCUUCAUGGACGUGGGAUGCACAGGAUGAAACAUGUGGAAUAUGUAGAAUGGCCUUUGAUGGUUGUUGUCCUGAGUGCAAACUCCCGGGCGAUGAUUGCCCAUUGAUUUGGGGUGCAUGCAACCAUGCAUUUCAUCUUCAUUGCAUCUUAAAGUGGGUAAAUUCUCAGACGCCACAAGCACAUUGCCCCAUGUGCCGAAGGGAAUGGCAGUUUAAAGAGUGAGAUCACAUUGUACGAAAUUUUACUUCCCCGAACAUAUGUGUGUGCAUGACUGAUUCUUUUAAAUUACUUAUUUCGUGUGAAAGUGUGUGAAGUUGAGGUAAAAUCCUUUCAACUCAAUGGUCUGGUUCCUUCAUGUUUUCCCCUUCGCAAUUUAAUGGCACGAUCAUUAACUCUCUGGGAGACUUGGAAACUA
This is a messenger RNA of Diospyros lotus (date-plum), 439 nucleotides long. Its product is annotated as anaphase-promoting complex subunit 11. Gene Ontology annotation, molecular function: cullin family protein binding; ubiquitin protein ligase activity; zinc ion binding. Gene Ontology annotation, biological process: protein ubiquitination; anaphase-promoting complex-dependent catabolic process; positive regulation of mitotic metaphase/anaphase transition. Bases 1 to 246 code for a protein of 81 amino acids. Gene Ontology annotation, cellular component: nucleus; anaphase-promoting complex. Lineage: Eukaryota; Viridiplantae; Streptophyta; Magnoliopsida; Ericales; Ebenaceae. The record is from RefSeq and is a predicted model, not a curated record. The transcript is spliced from 2 exons.